CAGACGCUGAGUUGAAGCACAGUUACUGUGGUUAAGGCAUGGAACCCUGGCGUUAAGGAGCUUGCGUAGCAGAGCAAACCUGGUACGGUUACAUUCAGAUAAGCGUAUUUACCACUGUGAUAUUCGGGAUCAAGAUAAUGUCACGUCCAUUGUUGGGUAAAGUUUGCGUAGUAACUGGUGCCAGUCGUGGCAUCGGUAAAGGAAUUGCAUUGCAACUCGGAGAAGCUGGGGCCACGGUUUACAUAACAGGUCGAACUUUUUCACCGAAUGACACACCAUUACCAGGAUCCUUACAGGAAACCGCAAAACAGGUCGAAGAACGUGGUGGCACCUGUAUACCAGUGAAAUGUGAUCACACAGAUGAUAAACAAGUAGAAGAAUUAUUUGAUAAAAUCAACAAAGAACAAAAUGGACGACUGGAUCUCUUGGUUAACAAUGCUUACGCUGCAGUAAAAGCAUUGACUCAAUCUGGUUUCUCAGCAACAAAAUUCUGGGAAUUGGAACCUGAAUUGUGGGAUACUGUGAAUAAUGUUGGACUCAGGGGCCAUUAUGUUGCAUCAGUGUUUGCAGCAAGAAUGAUGGUACCAGCAAAGCAGGGUUUGAUUAUCAACAUCUCGUCACCAGGUGGCCUUAUGUACUUUAUCAAUGUCGCAUAUGGUGCGGGGAAAGCAGGGGUAGACAAAAUGGCAUUUGACUGUGCACAUGAACUAAGGAAACACAGUGUUGCAGCUGUUUCAUUGUACCCUGGAGCAGUGAGAACUGAGCUUAUUAAUGAUAUGUUAAGCAAAGCACCACCUAAGGGUGACACAGCAAUUGAUAAUCAACUGAAGAUAUUUGAAAAUGGAGAAAGUCCUGAAUUUUCUGGUAGAGGUGUUGUACACCUUUUGAGUGACCCAAACAUUAUGAAGAAAUCUGGUCGUAUUUUAUUCAUGGGAGACGUGGCGUCUGAGUAUGGCUUUACAGACAUAGAUGGAAAAGUACCUUUCCACAGCAGACGUGUAAAAGACGUGUUGCAGCUUAGUGGACAUACAUGGCUAUCAAUGUUUAUACCAAAGUUUGUCACUGUCCCACGGUGGAUGAUGGCUGUAUUUUUGAGCAAACUGUGAAAAGAUGACAAAACAUAACAUUUAUUUUGCAAUCAAGUGAG
Molecule: messenger RNA, 1147 nt
Organism: Saccoglossus kowalevskii
Lineage: Eukaryota; Metazoa; Hemichordata; Enteropneusta; Harrimaniidae
Product: dehydrogenase/reductase SDR family member 1-like
Source: RefSeq, a predicted model, not a curated record